AUGGGAUACAAGCAAGAACUCCGUCGACAGUAUUCCACUCUGCAGGUGUUCGCGAUUGCGUUCAGCAUCAUGGGCUUGGUGCCCUCAAUCGCCUCAACUCUCCUGUUUUCGCUUCCGGCAGGACCAGUUGGCAUGGUCUGGGCUGAUCUUGCGUCUGCGAUGCCAACUGCUGGAGGACUGUAUUGGUGGACUUAUUACUUUGCCGGAGAGAAAUGGAAGAGCCCUUUGAGUUUCUUGAUCAGCACAAACAUGGCCACGACGCUGACUUGCACAUCUAUAGACACCCUCGCUCUUAUGAUCCUCUCUUGUGUCUCCAUCAGCCGCGAAGAUAACGGGUCCCCCUCGCGUGGAGUAAUUUAUGCCGUUUACGUAGUCCUUAUCAUUCUUCAUGGCCUCUGCGGCUCCCUUGCCGGCCGACUGAAGCCUAAAGUCCAGACGGCUUGUAUAUAUGCCAAUGUUGCUCUUGCCAUUGCGACUGUUGUUGCACUGCCGGUCGGUAAGGUUGCUCCAGGGGAGUCGCUUAACUCUGGCAGCUUCGUCUUCACCCAUGUGGACAACAACACGACCUGGCCAGCGGGUUGGGCUUUCAUGCUUGCAUGGCUGGCCCCGAUCUGGUCUAUCGGCUCGUUCGACUCGUGCGUGCACAUGAGCGAAGAGGCCAUGCAUGCCUCCAAAGCUGUGCCUCUGGGGAUCAUCUGGUCUGCUGGAUCGACGUUCGUACCGGGGUUUUUAGUUCUAGAGGUAAUGGCUGCUAUUAUGAACCGGGAUGUGACCAAGACAAUUAAGAGCAAGUUCGGGCAACCGAUGGCUCAGAUAUACUACGAUGCGCUAGGCAAGAACGGUGCACUUACCUUCAUGGCCGUGAUGUGCGUUAUUCAAUUCCUAAUAGGCCUCAGCCUUAUCGUCGCCGCCUCCCGCCAAGCAUGGGCCUUCUCCCGUGACAGUGCUCUCCCUUUUUCUACUUUCUUCAGGCACGUCAGCAAACGCAUUCAAUAUCAGCCAGUGCGCAUGGUCUGCGGCUUAGCCGUCGUAUGUCUGGCCUUAGGUCUGUUGUGCCUCAUCAACUCCGCGGCAGCCAACGCCUUGUUCUCUCUGUUUGUGGCCAGCAACUAUUUGUCAUGGGGUACGCCUGUCUUUUGCCGCUUGGUGUGGGGCUCAGAGAGGUUUCGAUCAGGGGAGUUCUACACGGGACGGCUGAGCAAACCAACUGCAUGCGUUGCAGUCGUGUAUCUUGUCUUUGGCGUCGUUUUGUCUAUGUUCCCUUCAAUGGGACCGAAUCCAUCGCCAUCCAACAUGAACUACACCGUGGUUAUCAACGGCUUUGUCUGGGCUGGUUGCAUGGCCUACUCCUUCUUCUUCGCGCACCGCUGGUAUUCUGGUCCCCAAAUGACGGUCGAUGUGAACUGCUCUACCAACCCGGAUAACAAUAUUCGUGCCAGUAUGCCCCUUCAGCAUGUUUAUGGGUCUACGUCUGAAGGAGAGCCUAUCAAGACGGACUGA
Molecule: messenger RNA, 1500 nt
Organism: Penicillium riverlandense
Lineage: Eukaryota; Fungi; Ascomycota; Eurotiomycetes; Eurotiales; Aspergillaceae
Product: putative GABA permease (Uga4)
Exons: 6
Coding region: 1-1500 (499 amino acids)
Biological process (GO): transmembrane transport
Cellular component (GO): membrane
Molecular function (GO): transmembrane transporter activity
Source: RefSeq, a predicted model, not a curated record